AUGGUGACGAAAUCAAAGACUCCAAGUACUGGGCAAGGUGAUACCAAAGCCGCCGCAGCUGCUGCAGAGGCUGCUUUAGCCAACACGAAUGACCCGAAGGUGGAGGAGGAAAGUCAAAUUAAAAGUGGCACGUUUUUGUUUAGUGACGGUAGCAAAUACAUCGGUGACUACUGCUUAGUUGGUGGUAAGGUGGUUCGUCAAGGGCGUGGCUCUUUCGAUGCAGGAGCCGAACAAUACGAAGGUGAAUGGCUUAACGAUCAGAUGCACGGCCGAGGGAGGUACUGCUUCGGAACAGGUGCAAUUUACGACGGAGAGUUCCAAACUAAUCUAUUUCACGGAAAAGGAACUUACUAUUGGACGGACGGAGCCCAUUAUGAAGGAAGUUGGCACCUUAAUCGAAUGCACGGGGACGGUGUUUAUAAAGACAAAAAUGGCGCAGAGUGGCGCGGUCGCUUUAUAAACGGCAAGUACGACAAUGGUCGCAUCUUGCACGUAGUGAGAUGA
This is a messenger RNA of Plasmopara halstedii, 504 nucleotides long. Its product is annotated as Phosphatidylinositol-4-phosphate 5-kinase. Bases 1 to 504 code for a protein of 167 amino acids. Lineage: Eukaryota; Oomycota; Peronosporomycetes; Peronosporales; Peronosporaceae. The record is from RefSeq and is a predicted model, not a curated record. The transcript is spliced from 3 exons.